Colletotrichum fioriniae is the source of this 1470-nucleotide messenger RNA. The record is from RefSeq and is a predicted model, not a curated record. NCBI's taxonomy places the organism in Eukaryota, Fungi, Ascomycota, Sordariomycetes, Glomerellales, Glomerellaceae.
AUGCGCCAAAGAAAGGCCGCGCGGCGAUUUGGGCCAGUCUUCGUGGCAGCCACUCUCGUCCUCGUCACUUACGUUCUCUUCUACCCACAAGGAUAUUCGUCCACGGCGGUGUCCUUUGACUGGAAACAGAAGACUGGCCUUCCGGCGAAAUCGGCAUCUGACUUUGAAAACCUCCAUCUGAACGAGGAACAAUGCCAGGCGACGUUUCCUGGCCUGACGAAGGAGAUUGACCUCGCCGCGGCAGAGGGAGAUUUCCAGCUUGGACUUGGCGAUGCUUCCGUCUCGCUGCUGGGGCAGAUCAAGGACAAUAGGAUACUGAUACUGCAGGCGCCGAGACCUGUAGACAUGUCAGAUCAAUGGAUCGAGCGACAAAGUGCCGCCCUCCACCAGCUGCACCGCGCCAUCCUCACCUCGCCAACCCCUCUACCAGACACCUACUUCAACCUUUACAUCCAAGACACACCCAUCAAACACACCUGGUCCCAUAGCCGUCCGGCGUGGACUUCCUCCUCCUCCUCCUCCUCCUCCUCCUCCUCCUCCUCCUCCUCCUCCUCCUCCUCCUCCUCCUCCUCCUCGCCCCCACCAUCAUCGUCGUCGUCGUCGUCAAGACACAUCUUCCCCAUCCCCCACUUCUCCUUCUGGGCAUGGACCCAGCCCUUCAUCCGCUCCCUCCCCCACGCAGCCACUGCCAUCACCGAGAUCGAAGCCAGCCUACCGUUCGAAAAGAAGGACGCCCGGGCCGUGUGGCGCGGCACAUCGUGGUUCAACAACGGCGCGAGCGCGAACCCGCGAUCCCGACAGGAUCUCAUCCAACUUACAAAGAACGCGGGAUGGGCCGACGUGCAGGCGCUCGAGUGGACGAACAACGGGGAGAACGCGACGAACGCGCUGGCGAUUGAGGAUUUUUGCAGGUACAAGUACAUCAUCCACACCGGGGGCGUGUCGUACUCCGGAAGGCUGCAGUUUCAUCAGCUCUGCGAGAGCGUGGUGUUGAGUCCGCCGUUGGAGUGGAUGCAGCAUACGACGCAUCUGGUCGAGCCGGUGUACUCGAGCACCCUACUUCAAGGCAAGCCAGAGUCUGAGACUGCUUCCCAAGCCAAGCCCCGAGACGGACAAAAUCAACGUCAACCUUUACCGAGAACACUCGAGCAGUGGCCGAUGACGCUCCGCCCAGAGGACGCCAACAUGGUCUUUGUCAAGCCGGACUGGUCGGACCUGGAGGCGACGGUCCGCUGGUUGGAGGAGCACACGGAUGUGUCGCAAGGGAUUGCGAGACGGCAGCGGGCAUUAUUCUCUGGUCGGGGGUAUCUGAGUCCCGCGGCCGAGGUGUGUUACUGGCGGGCUCUUACCAGGGCCUGGAGCCGGGUUGUGCGCGUUGAUGAUAAUGAUGUUGGCCGGAAGAGUGCUGACGCGGUGAGCUUUGAGGAGUUUAUUGUGCGGGUUGAGAAGGCGAAGAAGAGAGGUCAUUGA